AUGGGCUUUUUUAAAAGUAAGAAAUCAGCAGCUGCUGUCGAUGAAGAAAUAAGUGAACUUGAAAAAUCAUCAACGACACCAAACAACACAGAAACAACAUCCAGCAAACAACCAACGGCAACAACUCCAGCAAAAACUGAAGUUUUGGACAAACCACAAGAAACAAGUCAACCAUCAAUUAGUUCAACUACAAAUACAACCACAAAUGCAACCGAUGACAAAAAAGAAAUUGCAACCACAACUACUACCAGCAAGAAGGAUCUUCCAACCGAUAGUUUUAUUCAUGUCCAAGUAACUGGAGAGAAGUUUUCCGAUAAAGCAUCCACAUUGUUGCCAUUAGUUUCUCAUCAUGUUAAAUGUCAUGUUACUUAUCCUAUUGUUCAAGUGGUUUCUACUAUGACAUUUAAUAGUCCACAUGGUAAAACAAUUGAAGGUGAAUUAGUGUUGCCAAUGCCUGAUGGAGCAACUAUGAUGGGUUAUGCAAUGGAAGUGAAUGGUAAAUUGGUUGAUGCUGUCCCAGUUGAGAAGGAAAAGGCAAAAGCUGUAUUCGAAAGUGAAGUUAGAGCUGGAGGAACUGUUUCAAUUGUUGAAAAGUUGACUCAAGCUUCUAAUUGUUUCAAGACAAAGGUUUAUCCAAUGCAUCCAAAUCAAGACAAGACAGUUCAAGUCAAAUAUCAAAUGAUGUUGAAAGAAAAAGUUGAAUCUAAAGAUCAAGAAACAGGAACUCUCCAAGGAAGUGUUUUCAUUCCAGUUGCAUAUUUGGAUUUUGAAAAGUUACGUUCUGAUACCAAUAUUGAAUUCACAUUGAAUGAAACUUCUCUACAAGGAUAUGAAACUGAAUUGUCAAUGAGUUUAUCUAAAUUUGGUGGAGAAAAGAUUGAGAAGGAAAAUCAAUUAUUGUGGACAAGCAAGAAUGUCAGUAAGAGAAGCGCCUAUUUCCAAAUUACUAAAAACCAAAUGAGCGAAAACAUGGCAGGUUUCAAUUUCUCAAUCAAGAAGGAAGCCACAAGUGUCAAUGACAUUCUCUUGGCAGUUGAGAAUGGUUAUUUCAUGACAUCAGUUCCAGUUCCUAAAAUUCCAGAACAAUUGAAGAAUCAAUCAAGAAUUGGAGACAAGAUUCAACUUGUUUGGGAUUGCUCUCUUUCUCAAGAAGCAGCACACUCAAAGAAAGUUGCCAAACUUAGAAAGAUCAUUGAAGGUGUAGGUGCUACCUCUAUUGAAUUGACUCAAUUCAGUUGUACCACCAUUAAGAGUCAAACAUUCACCAAUAUUGAUGAUUUAUUGAAAUAUGUCGAAUCUGAAGAGUUUGUCUAUGAUGGUGGAUCUAACAUGUUACUCUUUGAUAAGAAUUUAUUGAAUGAUAGUGUAGAUUACUGCAUUGCCUUUACAGAUGGUGUCCAUACAUUUGGACAUGAAAUUGGACCAAUGUGCUCAUUCGGAAAGCCAAUUUACUUUGUCAACUUUUCUUCAAUUGUCAACUCAACUCUAUUGAAACACAUUUCCACAAAGAGUGGUGGCAUUUAUUUGAAUGCUAAUGAAUUGAGCGAUGACGAACUUAUUAAUUCCAUUGGUAAACCAGUGCUUUCAUUUGCAGUUGCAGAUUUUGAAGAUGCAGACUUGACAGAAGUUUAUCCAAAUGAACCAAUUACCUUGGUCGAAGGAGAAAUCUUCAAACUCUAUGGUAUGUUCAAUAAGAAAUCAACCAAUUCCAGUACAAAACUUGCUGUUUCCUUCAGAUACGGAUCAAACGUCUUCCAUGUACAAGAACUUGUCCUUCCAAUUAGUGAAAUGACUCAAACUGAUGCUCCAAUUGUUCCUUAUUUGUGGGCUCAAAAGAAAAUUGAAUGUCUCUCAGCAUUCCCACACUUAUUUAAGGAAGAAAUCAAACAAAUUGGCUUUGAUUUCAGAAUUGUAACUGAUUCUUCUUCACUUGUAGUUUUGGAAAAGUUAGAUCAAUACUUGAAACAUGACAUUACUCCACCAGAGUCUCUUCCACUUGUUUUGGGUGAGUUUAAAAAGCUCAAGAAGGAAGAAGCUGAUUCAAAACUCAAACAAGAACAACAAAAGACUGAAAGAAUUCUUUCAAUGUGGAAGCAACGUGUCGAUUGGCACAAAACUGACUUUAAAUUGCCAGAAAUUCAACCUAUUCGUCAAACUGUAAAUGAAAUUAGACUCAAUGAAUUACCUUCAAGUACAAUUACAAGUACUACAAGUGAAAUUACAACAACUGGUUCCAUUAAUAUCUACAAUAAUAAUAAUAAUAAUAACAAUAGCAAUGAUCUGUUGUUACCUCCACCUCCUCCUCCAGGAAUGGAUGCUGUUUCUUGCCCUAUUACAUUGAAUGAAGAAGUGGAGUUAUGUUGUGACGAAGAGUGUGAAGAGUGGUGCACUGAGAAUAGUGCCGACUCACUAAUUAUGAGUCGUGAUGAAUGUUUGUCAAGUCCACCUCCACCUCCACCUUCUCUAUCGAUGAGAUCUGACUGUUUGCCACCUCCACCUUCUUCAGGAAAACAGUCUACAGCAGUUCCUCCACCAUUAUCAUCUGGUCCCCCUCCUUCAAGACCUUCCAUGUCAAGUAUUCCUCAAUCACAAAGUAUAAGUAGAUCAGCUAUUUCACCUGUACUCAGUAGAUCUCGUUGUGCAGAGAGUAGCGUCACUGCAAGUUCAUCAUUACUUGGUGAUAUUAGACAAAGAAAUAUUUUGUCAUCAAGUGAGCAACAAUCCUCCAGUGUAGCUAGUGUAGUUGAGGAAUCAUCAUCUAGUGUUUCUGGAUCAAUCUCAAUUAAAGCAUGGAGUCCAGAUGCUACUUAUUACUCAUUGAUCAAAUCAUCAAGUAAUCCAUACAAGGAAUAUCUUAAACAAAGAAAAUCCUACAGAGAUUCACCAGCUUUCUAUUUGGAUGUUGCUGACAUGUUCCUCACAUCACUCAAUUCUAGAGAGUUGGGAGUUAGAGUUUUGUCAAAUGUUGCUGAAUUGGAAUUGGAAAAUGUUCAAUUGUAUCGUAUUGUUGGAUAUCGUUUGGAUCAAGCAGAUGAAUUGGAACUUGCUGAAUGGGUAUUCGAAAAGAUUAAAAAGAUUUCACCACACGAGCCUCAAUCUUACAGAGAUUUGGCCCUUGUCAAGGAAAGAAUGGGAAAGUAUGAAGAAUCUAUGAAAUUAUUCAAUAGAGUUAUCACUGACAAAUGGGAUUCUCGUUUCGAUGAAAUUGAAUUAACAGUUGCCACUGAGAUGAACCAUCUCUUACUCAAGAAUCCAGAUCUUCCAAUUAUUGAUAAGAGAUUCAUUCAUAACUUUGAUUUGGAUAUUCGUAUCUCAAUGGCAUGGGAUACAGAUAUGGUUGAUAUUGAUUUGCACGUUAAUGAGCCAGCUCCACACGGGGAACAUGCAUACUUUGCUCAUAAUAGAACAAGAAUUGGAGGAUACGUGAGUAGAGAUUUCAGACAAGGUUACGGACCUGAGGAAUACAUGGUAAAGAAAGCUCCAAAGGGAACAUACAAGGCAACAACCAAUUAUUUCAGUAGCCAUUCCCAAAGCUUAACUGGUGGCACAACUAUUUUGUGUACCUUCUUUUCUAAUUAUAUGAGACCAGAUGAAAAGAGACAAAUGGUAACCAUUAGACUUUCUUCACACAAGGAAAAUAUUGAAAUUUGUGAUAUUGAAAUUGUUUAAAUAAAAUUUGAUGAUAACUUGG
Naegleria gruberi is the source of this 3691-nucleotide messenger RNA. RefSeq lists its product as uncharacterized. Bases 1 to 3669 code for a protein of 1222 amino acids. The transcript is spliced from 4 exons. The record is from RefSeq and is a predicted model, not a curated record. Gene Ontology annotation, molecular function: protein binding. Lineage: Eukaryota; Heterolobosea; Eutetramitea; Acrasida; Naegleriidae.